This is a messenger RNA of Neoarius graeffei (lesser salmon catfish), 1578 nucleotides long. It is a transcript of the gene tmem150c, whose product is annotated as transmembrane protein 150C. The record is from RefSeq and is a predicted model, not a curated record. The coding region runs from base 402 to 1145 and encodes 247 amino acids. NCBI's taxonomy places the organism in Eukaryota, Metazoa, Chordata, Actinopteri, Siluriformes, Ariidae. The transcript has 8 exons.
UGAUUCGGAGGAAAGAAUUGCAGCUUAUCCGGAAGUGCUAGCCUACUGAACAAACUCAACGAAAAUAACUCGUUUGUUUAUCUAUCUGUCUAUCUAGAGAGAGAGAGAGAACGGAAUGGGGAGGGGAAGCAUUUCCUGAUUAUAAGCCCUCUCCUCAGCCUGCAGGUGUUUAUUCAACACUUUCACUUGUGAAGCACAAAACGGGUGUGGAGUAGCUACUCAGGUUGUCUGUGUUGUAAUGCGAAAACCACUAGUCCAUUAACACACACACACACACCUGCCUCCACCCACCCACCCACCCGAACAGCAAGGCACCACAAGAAAGGACCCGGACUCCAUCAAAUGAGGAGAAGACGAGGAUUACAGUGGAUUUCACACAAGGUCAAGCUUGAUUAAGAGCCAUGAGAAAGUGUAGCCCUUGGACGUUUCUUCCUGUGAUGUUUUCAUUCUUCACGGCAGCAGGCUUAUGGGUUGUCUAUUUUAUAGCAGUGGAGGAUGAUAAAAUCACACCACUAAGCUCUGAAUAUAAGAAAUCCGUUUCAAAGCGUCCUCCGUAUAUAAGCAUUGCUGGUGAUGCUCCACCUGCCAGCUGCGUUUUUAGCCAAGUCACGAACAUGGCAGCUUUUGUGGGCUUCAUCCUCGGAGUCCUCAGAUACUUGCAGCUGAAGCCAAGAGUGCCCAAACCCUGGCUUAACAUUAUCAGUUUGGUAGCUCUGUCCCUGGCCUGCUUUGGCAUGACCUUGGUUGGGAAUUUCCAGUUGUCAAAUGAUGAGGAGCUCCACAAUAUUGGCACAUACAUGACGUUUGGCCUCGGCACAUUGUUUUGUUGGAUCCAGUCAUUCAUGACUCUAAAGGUCAACUUGAGGAAUGAAGGCAGACGAGCUGGUAUACUCCGCUUCCUGUUGUCUGGAGCAGUCACUUUCUGCAUGCUGCUUUACUUUGCUCUACUGGCUCAGCGUCUGCACAUGCACGCCGCCCGGGCACAGUGGGCACUGGUCAUGUUCUUCUUGGGCUUCCUGGGCACGUUUUCCGUCGAGUUCCGUCACUACCACUUCGAAAUUGUGUGCAGCGAUGACCAGGAGCCUCCAAUGAGCCUUUCAGAGACCUUCUCUGAAGUUUCAGAGUACCAAUCAGACCAGCUAUAGGACUCCUCUGGUUCUGUUUCUAUAGCAGUAUUACGACAAUUUCCAUAAUUUCUUAGCGUCAAAUAAUAAUGCAUGUCUGUGGAAUGUAAUCUCUCUGAAAUGAGCACGUUUGUGUCUUGCAGGUAGACGACAGAAGAAAAAUUGUGAGAAGCACAGAUGUCAUGUCUGAGUCAGAGCAAGUUUUUGUAUUGCAGUUGCCAUGAAGUGUUUUACAUGAGAAAUGUGUGUAUAGAUACCGUAGGUACAUAUUAGAUAUAUGACUAGACAACAUUUGUAUUACUUGGAACAGAUAGUAGAUCAGCUACAAGAAACCAAGUAUAAAUGGAAACGUACUGUAGGUCCAUGCCUGAAACGGCGUUUUAAGUAUACAGUUUUAAACACUUGUUCUUUGCACAUUUUAUAUCAAGAUCAAAAUAAAAAGUAACAACCGAAA